ACCUGUGUAAACAAACCCACCAUUUUGGAUUCUACGCGUAUUUGUUAUAUUUGUUCGUUGGAAUUUGGAUAUGUAGCCAUUGUAUGUUUGCAAAACUUUCUUUCUGUAUUUUUAUCGCAUUUUCAUAAUGAAUAUUAGAAUACACGCUUCUUUCUUUUCCUUAAUUUGCAUUCCCAAGUCAUCGACUUGUAGCUGCUCUUCUUUGCUUAUACCCCCCUUCUCUUCCUCAUUUAAAAAAACAUCUAGAUUGCUUCCUUUUUCCAACAUAUCCUCUUCCUCUAUCCAUCUUCCAUCACGUCGGUUUCACACAUCUCCUUUCCGUGCCGAACGUAAACCCACUCCUUUGUCUUUUGCUUCUCGAAAACAAAAACAACUGCGACCUCUUCUCAUUCCUCCGGUUCUCCCCGUCUCUACCCUCUCCAAUCACCUGCAAGUAUCUACUCAACGAUUAAUGCGCGAUUUAACACGUCUCGGUUUUGCAAAUGUCUCCCCGAACUACUUGCUCACUUCUGAAUAUUCCAGCUUGAUUGCCGAAGAAUAUGGCUUUAAAGUACUCACGGAUUCCGCUCCUCCCUUAUCUUCCGUAAAAGCCAAAACCUCCCAAGCAAAUGCUCCGUUACGACCUCCUGUCGUAACUUUGAUGGGUCAUGUAGAUCAUGGAAAAACCACUUUACUAGAUGCUUUACGAAAAUCUACUAUAGCCGCUUCAGAACAUGGCGGUAUCACCCAAAAAAUUGGCGCUUUCACAGUUCCCUUCGAUAAAGGCUCAAAGUCAAUUACAUUUCUCGAUACUCCUGGUCAUAUGGCUUUUGAAGCUAUGCGGAAGCGCGGUGCAAACAUUGCCGACAUUGUCGUGUUGGUCGUCGCUGGUGAUGACGGUGUAAAACCUCAAACUGUUGAGGCAAUCAAACACAUUCAAUCCGCAGAUGCUCCUGUUAUUAUAGCAAUUACCAAAUGCGACCGUCCAGGACUGCAGCCUCGUAAGGUUAUCGAGCAACUCAUGAAUCAUGGUAUCCAGGCCGAGGAAUACGGCGGUGACACCCAGGUAGUGUCAGUAUCUGCGAAAACCGGCACUGGCAUUGAUGAGUUAGAAGCCGCUAUUCUAACUCUCGCUGAAAUCCUCGAAAUCCGCUCCUCUCCAAAGGAUCAUCUAGAAGGCUGGGUUGUGGAAUCUAGUAUUGCUAAAGGCGUUGGAUCUUUGGCAACCAUAGUUGUCAAGCAAGGUACACUGUCUACAGGAAUGUCUUUGGUAGCAGACAGUUCGUGGGGUAAGGUACGUUCUUUGAUGGAUGUAAACAAUAAAAGAGUCAAGCAAGUCUUUCCCGGUCAAGCCGUGCAAGUUCUUGGCUGGAAAGAGUUACCAAAAGCAGGUGACCAUGUGUUUCAAGUGAAAAAUGAAUCCGAAGCCAAAGAAGUUUUAGCCAAUGUCGCUCGGCGCAAUGAUGCUCAAGAAUUAUACCAACUUGCUGAAUCUCACAACAAGCAACUCGAAGUACAACGUUUGAAUUCAUCGGAUACUUUGAAAAGCAGUUCUGAAGACAAACCUGAAUACUUUAAUGUUAUUGCAAAGUGCGAUGAUACUGGCUCCGCUGAAGCCAUUAUAGAUUUUUUUAAAGGACUCAGAAACGACGAUUUACAAACACAUGUGCUAUAUGCUGCAGUAGGCCCUAUCACGGAAAGCGAUAUCGAGAGAGCCGAAACCUCAAAUGCAAUUCUUAUCUCUUUCGGUGUCCCUGUCCCAAAAUCCAUAUCUCGAGAGGCAGAACGACACAAAGUCAAAGUUUUGUUUCACAAUAUUAUAUAUCACUUGAUGGAAGAUAUCCGAACCCUGUUUCGUGAUCGUCUACCACCUAUUUUGGUCCAACGCGUACCUGGUGAAGCCAGUGUGCAAGCAAUUUUCGAUAUACGACAUAAAAAGUCUAGUGUACCCGUAGCUGGUUGUCGAGUAACCAACGGAACUUUAGAAAAGUCACACAAAGUUCGAUUAAUACGUACAGGAAAAAUAAUUUGGAGUGGCGAGAUAGAAAGUCUGAAGCAUUUGAAAGACGAAGUUACAAAGAUUGCUAAAGGGAGAGAAUGUGGUAUUCUUUUGAAAGGGUCUCCAGAUUUUCAAGUGGGUGAUAAAAUUCAAAGUUUUACUGAAGAAUAUCGACCUCCCGAUUUUUGAUAACUACGAUUAGAAGUUGAAUGAUAAUUUAAAAACUUAGUUACCUGUAAUUUUAUGAAUACGCAUUUAAUACAUGAAAUAUUAUUUACGCAUGAUAUAAACAUCUAAAAAUAACAUUUAUUUAGAAACAAAUAUUUAACUACGAUAAUCA
Messenger RNA from Schizosaccharomyces cryophilus OY26, 2318 nucleotides. RefSeq names its product translation initiation factor IF-2Mt. NCBI's taxonomy places the organism in Eukaryota, Fungi, Ascomycota, Schizosaccharomycetes, Schizosaccharomycetales, Schizosaccharomycetaceae. The coding region runs from base 128 to 2167 and encodes 679 amino acids. The transcript has a single exon. Gene Ontology annotation, biological process: translational initiation. The record is from RefSeq and is a predicted model, not a curated record. Gene Ontology annotation, molecular function: GTP binding; translation initiation factor activity; GTPase activity.